This is a messenger RNA of Phaeoacremonium minimum UCRPA7, 1764 nucleotides long. RefSeq names its product putative nrd1 protein. The transcript has 4 exons. Lineage: Eukaryota; Fungi; Ascomycota; Sordariomycetes; Togniniales; Togniniaceae. The record is from RefSeq and is a predicted model, not a curated record. The coding region runs from base 1 to 1764 and encodes 587 amino acids. Gene Ontology annotation, cellular component: nucleus. Gene Ontology annotation, molecular function: RNA binding.
AUGUCUUCUGCCGUAGCAGAACUAGAAACCGGCCUGCAAGCCAUGCUUGCUCUGAAGCCACCCGGUGUAUCGGGCUCCAAGAUCAACGCCAUCACCACCCUUUGUGUGGCCAACGUCCAGUCCGAAUCUGUACUGAUCCAGAAGAUAUAUACUCACUUCAAGAAGACACCCGGCACUCACAAGCUAGGAGUGCUCUACGUCGUAGACUCUGUAACUCGCAAAUGGAUGGACCAGGCCAAACAGCAAGGCCAGGUUGUCAGCAGCGCCGCCCAAGAUGGCACGUAUGGCGCCGGUGUCCACAGAGUAACUGAGCUGAUGCCGGUGUUGAUGAACGACAUAAUUUCCUCUGCCCCAGAAGAUCAAAAGGAGAAAAUUAAGAAGCUCGUUGAUAUCUGGGAAAAGGGUCAAACAUUUCCGCCGAAGAUGCUCGAGUCCUUCAAGGAGAAGUUGAGCGCACCACCGCCACCAAGUAACCUUGCGAACGGCUUCCUUGGUAAUGCACCGGCCGCGCAAGCAGGUGGUUCGGACCCCAAUCUCCAGAAGAACUUGAUGCUCAUCCAAACCCUGCUCGCCCAGGGUAUCCCAGUUGACAAGAUAAGCACCAUUAUCGGACAGCUCACUGGCAACAAUGCUGCCCCCCAGGCACCAUUGCCACAGGUUCCUCAACCAAGCCAAAGUUCUUAUUCCGUCCCUCCGGGUGCCGGUUGGGAUGCACCCCGAACCGAAGACCCACGUGACCGUAAUGGCUAUCAUGACUCCAUAAGAUCCCCCAACCGAGCCCGUGGCAGGUCUCGUUCGCGAUCGCCAGGGCGCCAUUGGGACGCUCAUGACUCUCCCCGAGGCCGGGACGAGCGCAGGUUUGGCGAUUUUGGUCGUAAUUCACCUGGUCGUGGUCGUUUAGAUGAUCGGGAUCGGGGCCGUGGCCGAGGCUCCGACUACCGGCAGCGAUCUCCACCUGGCCAUGGCAGCCCACAGGGCGACAUAUCAGCCUUGCAAGAACACAAAUGGGUUGAAUACGAUUCGUCCAUCCCCAAUGGUCACAUCAAGGUACUAAGCCGCACUCUCUUUGUAGGAGGUGUUACCUGCUCCGAAGCUGAACUGCGUAACAUCUUCAAUCGCUAUGGUGAAGUGCAGACUUGCAUCGUAAACAAGGAGAAGCGUCAUGCCUUCGUCAAGAUGUAUACCCGCAAGGAUGCAAUGAGCGCCAAGGAGGGUAUGGAGGAUAGUAGAAGCACAGACAUGCAACUGCGAACACGCUGGGGUGUUGGCUUCGGUCCCAGAGAUUGCAGUGACUAUCAAACCGGCAUCAGUGUUAUUCCCAUCAGCAAACUGACCGAAGCUGAUCGAAAAUGGAUGCUCACGGCUCCAUAUGGCGGCAGCGGAGGGAAGCCUAUCGUCACUGGCUUAGUAGUUGAAGAACCCGAUAUUGAAAUCGGUGCUGGUGUCUCGUCAAAGGCCAUCAGCCGGCGAAUGCAGACCGACAAGGGCGGUAGCAACGGACCCAAGUCAAGCCGCCGAGAUUCUGAUGAUAACACUCCAACAAACAACAGUGGCGGUCAUUUUGGUGGCCGACAUGGUAGACGAGGUGGAGGCCGGGAUAAUCGUCGCGAUGACAACAUCGGCGACAGCAAAGCCCACGAUGCUCAAUCCGCCGUUCCAGGCUUCCCCUUCGGCCUUGCCAUAGGUCCCAACGGCAUGCCUAUCUUCCCUCCCGGCUUCUCAUUUCCAGCUCCUGAGUCUGCCACCACCAAUCCGCCAUACUGA